UGGCGCAACCUGAUCAAAUGACAUAAAAGCAAUAGCAAUGGCUGAGUUUCACUCGAAUAUGAAACUUCUGUUUCAUGUCAACUUUGACACAGGGUCUGAUGUCAUGUUUUUGUUUUCACACACUGACCACAAGUUUGUUUGUCACUGGCUUUACAAGAAGACGAGUGCUGACUACAUCUACAACGAACAAGGAACAAGAUCAUUUAAUGUUUGAAGGUUAAAGAGCAGAAAUGUCUGAUGGUAUUUAUGAAGAUGUGAUCAGGACUGAGUCUGAGAGAAUGAACACAGACAGAAUGGAGAUGACAGUGGUAAUCUAUGAGAAUGCAGAAGAAUAUGUGAGAGAUCAUGACUUCAGGACAGAGACAAACACACACCAACCACUUCAGCGUACAGGAAGUGAUAAUGUGAAGAUCAGAAGCUCCAGAGCAGCUGCAGUGUGUUUGGUGCUGCUGUGUGUUCUUCUGCUGACUGCAGUCAUAGUGCUGUGUGUCCACAUCCAUACAAAGACCUCAAACUACACACCAGAGACACACCAGCUACUAACUAACAUCACCAACCUCACAAAAGAGAGAGACCAGCUACUAACCAUGAUUACCAACCUCUCAGAAGAGAGAGAUGGGCUGAAAAUAAAGAAUGAAAACCUGACCAAUGAGAGAAACCAGCUACUAACCAUGAUUACCAACCUCACAGAAGAGAGAGAUGGGCUGAAAGUAAAGACCAAAUACCUGACCAGUGAGAGAGAGCAGCUAAAAUUGGAGAAAAAUGAUCUUCAGAUGAGUCUUGGUAAACUGGAUGGAUGGAUUUACUAUCAAUCCAGUUUUUACUUCAUUUCCUCUGAGGAGAAGAACUGGGCUGGGAGCAGAAGAUACUGUACAGAGAGAGGAGCAGAUCUGAUCAUCAUAAACAACAGAGAGGAACAAGAAUUUGUCAGGAAACGUUUUGAUGGUUUCUGGAUUGGUCUGACUGACAGUGAUGUGGAGGACAGAUGGAAAUGGGUUGAUGGCAGCGCACUGACCUCUAGGUAAGAAAUCACUUAAAGGUGAUAGAGAGGAUUUUUUAAUCGACUGAGAAACCAAAGACUGUUACUGAGUUUUUGAAAUGAGCGCAUGCGUAAGAACAACCCCCC
Messenger RNA from Megalobrama amblycephala (Wuchang bream), 1126 nucleotides. RefSeq names its product asialoglycoprotein receptor 1-like. The transcript has 4 exons. The record is from RefSeq and is a predicted model, not a curated record. Lineage: Eukaryota; Metazoa; Chordata; Actinopteri; Cypriniformes; Xenocyprididae. Bases 231 to 1025 code for a protein of 264 amino acids.